Molecule: messenger RNA, 4404 nt
Organism: Pipistrellus nathusii (Nathusius's pipistrelle)
Lineage: Eukaryota; Metazoa; Chordata; Mammalia; Chiroptera; Vespertilionidae
Source: the annotation of a GenBank genome assembly
AUGCUGCUGCCGUGGUCGCUGCUGCUGUUGCUGCUGGUGCUGUUGCUGGGAGCGCCGGCGGCUCCUUCUCCUGAGCCGGUUCCCGAGUGGCAGGAUAAAGGGAUAUUCAUUAUCCAAAGUGAGAGUCUCAAGAAAUGCAUUCAAGCAGGCAAAUCGGUACUGACCCUGGAGAACUGCAAACCACCAAACAAGAACAUGAUGUGGAAAUGGGUUUCCAACCAUGGCCUCUUUAACAUUGGAGGCAGCGGUUGCCUGGGCCUGAAUUUGUCUGACCCAGAACAGCCGUUGAGUAUCUAUGAGUGUGAUUCCAUCCACGUUUCCUUGAGGUGGCACUGUAGCAGGAAGGUGAUCACUGGCCCGCUGCAGUACAUGGUGCAGGUGAAGCACAACACGCUGGUGGCCUCCCGGAAAAACCUUCAUAAGUGGAUUGCCUACAUGUCAGGCGGUGAAGACAUUUGUGAAUAUCUGCACAGAGAUUUGUAUACACUCAAAGGGAACGCCCAUGGGACACCAUGCAUGUUUCCCUUCCAGUAUAACCACCAGUGGCAUCACGAAUGCACCAGGGAAGGGCGGGAAGACAAGCUGCUGUGGUGUGCCACGACCAGCCGAUACGAAAGAGACGAAAAGUGGGGAUUUUGCCCAGAUCCCACAUCGGCAGAGAUGGGUUGCGAUGCUGUCUGGGAGAAGGAUCUCAAUUCACACAUUUGCUACCAAUUCAACCUGCUUUCUUCUCUCUCCUGGAGCGAGGCACAUUCGUCAUGCCAGAUGCAAGGUGGCGCUUUACUAAGUAUUGCAGAUGAGGCUGAAGAAAGUUUCAUAAGGAAGCACUUAAGGGGUGAAACGCUGGCGGUGUGGAUGGGUCUAAACCAGCUGGAUGAAAAUGCUGGCUGGCAGUGGUCCGACAGAACCCCACUCAGCCAUCUAAACUGGAAUCCAGAAGUAAGUUUUGAGCCAUUUGUUGAAUAUCGCUGUGGGACAUUUAAUCCAUUUAUGACAAAUGCCUGGAGAGUUCGGGACUGUGAGGCCACCUUACCUUACGUCUGUGAAAAAUACUUAAACCACUCUGAUCAAGAAGUAGUGGAAAAAGAUGCUUGGAAAUACUAUGCUACCCACUGUGAGCCCGGCUGGAAUCCCCACAAUCAGAAUUGCUAUAAACUUCAGAAAGAAGGAAAGACCUGGAAUGAGGCUUUGCAUUCUUGCCAGUCUGAUAACAGUACAUUGAUAGACAUAGCUUCGUUAGCAGAGGUGGAGCUUCUUGUAACCCUCCUUGGAGAUGAAAAUGCAUCCGAAACAUGGAUUGGUUUAAGCAGCAAUAAAACUCCUGUUUCCUUUGAAUGGUCUAAUGGCUCUACAGUCACCUUUACUAAUUGGCAUACACAUGAGCCCCAAAUUUUUCCAUAUAGAAGCCAGUUAUGUGUCUCAGCUGAGGAAUCUGAAGGACACUGGAAAGUUAAACCUUGUGAAGAGGCACUUUCUUACAUUUGUGAGAAAGCAGGCCAUGUGCUCUCCGACGCUGAAUCAGGCUGUCUAGAGGGUUGGGAGAGACAUGGUGGGUUCUGUUACAAAAUUGACACAGUACUUCGAAACUUUGACGACGCUGCCAGUGGUUAUUACUGUCCUCCUGCCCUUGUGACCAUUACAAACAGGUUUGAACAGGCUUUUAUUACCAGUCUGAUCAGUAGUGUGGUAAAAACAAAGGACAGUUAUUUUUGGAUAGCUCUCCAAGACCAGAAUGACACAGGAGAAUACACCUGGAAGACAGCAGGGCAGAUGUCUGAGCCGGUGCGGUACACACACUGGAAUGCCCAUCAGCCUCGCUACAGCGGUGGCUGUGUUGUCAUGCGGGGACGGAGUCCACCUGGCCGCUGGGAAGUGAAGGACUGCGCGCACUUUAAAGCAAUGUCCCUGUGCAAGCAGCCAGUGGAAAGCCGGGAGAAGACUGAGCAUGAGGAGAGAUGGCCCUUUCACCCCUGCUAUUUAAGCUGGGAGUCCGAGCCGGGCCUGGCCAGCUGCUUCAAGGUAUUUCAUAGUGAAAAGGUAUUGAUGAAAAGAACAUGGAGAGAAGCUGAAGCAUUUUGUGAAGAAUUUGGAGCUCAUCUUGCAAGCUUUGCCCAUAUCGAGGAAGAGAAUUUUGUGAAUGAGCUUUUACAUUCAAAAUUUAAUCGGACAGAGGAAAGGCAGUUCUGGAUCGGAUUCAAUAAAAGAAAUCCCUUGAACGCUGGCUCUUGGGAGUGGUCCGAUGGAACCCCUGUUGUCUCUUCAUUUUUAGACAAUACUUAUUUUGGAGAUAAUUCAAGAAACUGUGCUGUUUAUAAAGCAAAUAAAACAUUGCUGCCCUUGCACUGUGGUUCCAAGCGUGAAUGGAUAUGCAAAAUUCCAAGAGAUGUGAAACCCAAGAUUCCUCCCUGGUACCAGUACGAUGAACCCUGGCUCUUUUAUCAGGACGCAGAGUACCUUUUCCAUGCCUAUCCCUCCGAAUGGUCCACGUUUGAGUUUAUCUGUGGCUGGCUGGGUGGUGCUAUCCUCACAAUUCAUUCUGCACAUGAGCAAGAAUUCAUCCUCAGCAAAAUAAGAGUGCUGUCAAAGUAUGGUGUAAAUUGGUGGAUUGGACUUCAAGAAGAAAGAGCCAAUGGUGAACUUCGCUGGAGAGAUGGAGCACCAGUAAUAUAUCAGAACUGGGACAAAGAAAGAGAAGGGCCUAAGAAUAACCACAGUCAGAGAUGUGGCUUCAUUUCAUCCAUAACAGGACUCUGGGCUAGUGAAGAGUGUUCGGUUCCUAUGCCCAGCAUCUGUAAGCGAAAAAGGUUUUGGCCCGUAGAGAAAGAGAAAGAUACACCAAAGCAGCACGGAAUGUGUCCCAAAGGAUGGCUAUAUUUUAACUAUAAGUGCUUUUUGGUGAAAAUCCCCAAAGGCCCAAGUGGUUGGAAGAACUGGACAUCCGCUCAAGAUUUCUGUGUUGAAGAAGGGGGGACACUGGUCACCAUUGAAGAUGAGGUGGAGCAAGCUUUCAUUACUAUGAAUCUUUAUGGACAGACCACUGAUGUGUGGAUAGGGCUACAAAGUGAUGAUUAUGAAAAAUGGCUAAGUGGAAAGCCUGUGACAUAUUCUAACUGGUCUCCAUUUGAUAUAAUAAAUAUUCCAAGUCAGAACACCACUGAAGUUCAAAAGCACAUUCCUCUCUGUGCUUUGCUGUCAAGUAAUACUAAUUUUCAUUUCACUGGAAAAUGGUAUUUUGAAGACUGUGGAAAAGAAGGUUAUGGGUUUGUUUGUGAGAAAAUGCAGGAUACUUCUGGACACAGUGUAAAUACAUCUGAUAUGUAUCCAAUCCCCAACACCUUAGACUAUGGAAACAGGACUUACAAAAUAAUCAGUGCAAAUAUGACCUGGUACACAGCAAUCAGAGCCUGCCUGCUGCAUGGAGCAGAAUUGGUCAGCAUUGCAGAUCAGUAUCACCAGUCCUUCCUCACUGUUAUCCUCAGCCGGCUCGGACAUGCCCACUGGAUUGGACUCUUCACUGCAGAUAAUGGUCUCAGUUUUGACUGGUCAGAUGGCACCAAAUCCUCCUUCACUUUUUGGAAAGAGGAUGAGUCAUCCUUGCUGGGUGACUGUGUUUUUGCUGACACCAAUGGGUGCUGGAGUAGCACAGCCUGUGAGACAUUUCUGCAAGGAGCCAUCUGUCAUGUACCUACUGAAAAAAGACCAUUUGGACAGCCAGAGCUAUGUUCUGAAACAUCUAUUCCUUGGAUAAAAUUCAAAAGUAAUUGCUACAGUUUUUCUACAGUCCUAGACAGCAUGAGUUUUGAAGCUGCUCAUGAAUUUUGCAAAAAGGAAGGAUCUAAUCUUUUGACAAUCAAGGAUGAAGCUGAAAAUUCAUUUCUCCUAGAAGAGCUUUCUGUUUUUGUUUCUUCUGUCCGGAUGGUUUGGUUGAAUGCUCAGUUUAACGAUGACAAUAAAACCAUGAAGUGGUUUGAUGGAACUCCCACAGACCAAUCAAACUGGGGCAUUCGGAAGCCAGAGAUGGAUCACAUCAAGCCUCCUCUGUGUGUUGCCCUGAGGAUCCCCGAAGGAGUGUGGCAGUUAUCCCCAUGUCAAGAAAAAAAAGGAUUUAUUUGUAAACUGGAGCCAGAUAUUCACGUGGCAAAGGAACAUCCAGGAAAAGGACCAAGUCACAGCAUCAUACCAUUGGCAGUAGCUCUGACACUGAUAGCAAUUCUGGCCAUUUCCACACUUGCCUUCUGGAUAAACAAGCACAGCAGUGGUGCCUUUAGGAGGCUCCUGGAGUUUCGGAACCCUUACUAUCCCACAACCAACUUCAGUACAGCACAUUUGGAAGAAAAUAUUCUCAUUUCAGAUCUUGAGAACAGCAAUGAAGCCAGAGAAAGCCACAGUCAUGAGGACGAGUAA